This is a messenger RNA of Rosa rugosa (rugosa rose), 1675 nucleotides long. Its product is annotated as triacylglycerol lipase 2-like. Gene Ontology annotation, molecular function: hydrolase activity, acting on ester bonds. Gene Ontology annotation, biological process: lipid metabolic process. NCBI's taxonomy places the organism in Eukaryota, Viridiplantae, Streptophyta, Magnoliopsida, Rosales, Rosaceae. The coding region runs from base 271 to 1491 and encodes 406 amino acids. The transcript is spliced from 9 exons. The record is from RefSeq and is a predicted model, not a curated record.
UUCCAAUUACAGCUCCAGAUUUCUUAUCAAAAUUUUUUUUGGAUAUACAAUAAGAGAGGAAGGCUAGCCGAGAAGGGACCCACUUCCGGUCAUCACUGAAAGUAACGUCAAAAGCCUGUCUUCCAUUAAUUUUAGGCCAUAUACCAGAACAGAUUGUUCUGUUUUCACACUCUGAUACACUUUUCUUUUCGAUUGCAUACUUAUCUUCGUCGACUAUAUAAACACCCGAGAGUGAAGGGAGCUCUCAAUUCUCAUCAUACCCCAGCAAAAAUGGCUCUGCGCAGUUUAGCUUUUUGCAUGGUGAUGGUUUUGGUUUUGGUGGUUGCACUUGCGCCUGGUGCGGUGGAGGGCUCGAGUCGGAAGCUUUUGGCUCAGGCAAAUGCGGCUGUGGCUGCACAGGCGUACGGUAUAUGCAACGCCUUGGUAACUGUGCAUGGUUACCCAUGCCAAGAGAUAACUGUGACUACCGACGAUGGUUACAUACUGAGCGUGCAGAGAAUUGGUGGUGGUGGCACCGGGAAACCACCGGUGAUAAUUCAGCAUGGUGUUCUUGUGGAUGCAGCAGCCUGGCUGAUGAACUCUCCGGAUAAAAAUCUGCCUUUGAUUCUAGCUGAUAGUGGAUUUGAUGUGUGGAUGGUUAACACCAGAGGGACCAGAUUUAGCCGGCGGCAUACUUCCAUGGACCCCAGCAAUCCGAAAUUUUGGAAUUGGUCUUGGGAUGAACUGGUGGCUCAUGACCUACCAGCUGUUUUUAAUUACGUGCAUGGCCAAACAAAACAGAAGAUUAACUACGUCGGUCAUUCCCUGGGGACUUUGUUAGCAUUGGCUUCGCUUUCAGAAGGGAAGUUAGUGAAUCAGCUGAAAUCAGUAGCUUUGCUAACUCCCAUUGCGUACUUGACUCACAUGAGUACACCAAUUGGUGCGGUUGGGGCCAGACUCUUUGCCGGCGAGAUCACAACGGCAUUUGGUUUUGCAGAGUUCGAUCCAAAAGGGGAGCCCGUGGCUGAAUUCCUAGAUCGUCUAUGUGCCACUCCAGGAGUUCCAUGUUACGACAUAUUAUCAGUACUCACCGGCAAAAAUUGUUGUCUCAACGCUUCCACUGUUGAUCUCUUCUUGGAUCAUCAGCCUCAGUCAACAUCAACCAAGAACCUGGUGCACCUGUCUCAAGUUGUACGAAAUGGCGUUUUGAUGAAAUACGACUACGGGCGUUUCGACCUUAAUUAUAUGCAUUAUGGGUCAUUUUCCGCUCCGCAUUACGAUCUUUCUAAAAUUCCGAACAACCUGCCCAUGUUCAUCACCUACGGAGGCCAAGAUGCGCUCUCCGAUGAACACGACGUGUCGCGUUUACUUGAAUAUUUGAAGUCGCACGACGUGGGAAAGCUCGUGGUUGAUUUCAUCCAUGAGUAUGCCCAUGCCGAUUUUAUUAUGGGGAUCAAUGCCAAGGACCUUGUGUAUAAUAAAGUGAUUUCUUUCUUCAACCAGCAACAGUAAUGCUGAUACUAGUGAAGUCACUGAGAUCGGGUGCAAGACUGGUUAAGCAUAAAUUGGUGUGUACUAGAUUGAGAUUAGUACUAAAGUGUACUCCUCGAUCAGUUGGAAUCUAGCCAGCUGCAAACCAUAUUGUACAUAAUCGAGCCAUGAGCAACUUAUAAGUUUCUAGUCAAUCUCUUUGGAA